UUCAAAAUUGGACCAACCAAGUUGAGCUGGUUCGUUGAAUCAUUUCUGGAAUAUAAUAAUUUGCCAUUCUGUUUGCCCUAUCUUCUGCAACGUCGUCAAUCGCGCAACACUCCACCAUCUCGUCUCCCAAGGCAGAAGAAGAACCCCAUGGCGAUUUACGUCGCGUCACGGCGGCUUUCCGCCAGAACAACCGCGGCGACGCUGCGUUACGCCACUGCUCUGAGAUCUUAUUCGACGUCGUUUAGGGAGGAGAGGGACACCUUCGGGCCGAUCCAAGUUCCUUCCGAUAAGUUGUGGGGAGCCCAGACGCAGAGAUCGCUGCAGAACUUCGAGAUCGGCGGCGAGCGCGAGCGUAUGCCCGAGCCAAUCGUCCGCGCUUUUGGCGUCUUGAAGAAGUGCGCUGCCAAGGUAAACAUGGAGUAUGGACUUGAUCCAACGAUUGGGAAAGCGAUUAUGCAAGCUGCUCAGGAAGUUGCUGAGGGAAAGCUCAAUGAUCAUUUCCCCCUUGUUGUUUGGCAAACUGGUAGUGGCACUCAGAGUAACAUGAAUGCUAAUGAGGUCAUUGCUAACAGAGCAGCUGAGAUUCUUGGUCGCAAACGUGGUGAAAAAUGUGUCCACCCUAAUGACCAUGUCAACAGAUCUCAAUCCUCUAACGACACUUUCCCUACUGUCAUGCACAUUGCAGCUGCAACCGAGAUUAAUUCAAGGCUCAUCCCUAGUCUGAAAACUUUGCAUACCACUCUCGACUCUAAGUCCUUCGAGUUUAAAGAUAUUGUGAAAAUUGGAAGAACUCACACUCAAGAUGCUACUCCUUUGACGCUAGGACAAGAAUUUGGUGGCUAUGCUACUCAGACAGGAUUAAACACCAAGAAAGGGUUUGACGUAAAGAUAGCUGCUGCAGUUGCCGAAGAAACAAAUUUGCCGUUUGUCACUGCAGAAAACAAGUUUGAAGCUCUGGCUGCACAUGAUGCUUGUGUUGAAACCAGUGGGUCACUUAACACAAUCGCCACAUCGUUGAUGAAGAUUGCCAAUGAUAUACGUUUUCUUGGAAGUGGUCCAAGAUGUGGUCUUGGUGAACUUGUUCUGCCUGAAAAUGAGCCAGGAAGCAGCAUCAUGCCUGGCAAGGUAAAUCCUACACAGUGUGAGGCCUUGACUAUGGUUUGUGCUCAGGUAAUGGGCAACCAUGUAGCUGUGACAGUUGGUGGGUCAAAUGGUCAUUUCGAACUGAAUGUAUUUAAGCCGGUGAUUGCAAGCGCUCUCUUGCAUUCCGUGAGGUUAAUAGCAGAUGCUUCAGCUUCGUUUGAGAAAAACUGUGUAAGGGGUAUUGAGGCCAACAGAGAAAGGAUCUCAAAGCUAUUGCACGAGUCUCUUAUGCUUGUGACAUCAUUGAAUCCGAAAAUCGGAUAUGACAAUGCUGCAGCAGUUGCCAAGAAAGCUCACAAAGAAGGAUCGACACUGAAGGAAGCGGCUCUGAAGUUAGGUGUUCUUACCGCUGAAGAGUUUGAUACGCUUGUUGUUCCCGAGAAGAUGAUCGGACCCUCCGAUUGAUGUUGAGCCAAAAGCUUCAUUUGGCAUGUCCUAUUCUUGUUAAGGUCCAUGCUGAAGAGUCUUUUUGUCUUUGUCUUGCGGAUCUGAGAAGGAAGCUGAAGAAGAGUCUAUGGGGAGAAGUCAAACCAGAGCUGCAUGCAAGCCGAAGAUUCCAAAGGAUUCUCUUCUCUGAAAGAUUGAAUCCUAUUUUUGAGAUCUUGAGCGGGAUAGAAUCAGUGAUGAAGAAGAGAAUCGUUGACGAUGAAGUCUAUGGUUGCGUUCACGCCAGCCAGAGCUCAUAGAGAGAGCUGAGAAGCGCAGUGAUAUAGUAUCUGACCAACCGAUAUUAAGGCGAAGCUUCGAGGCGAUCGUAGCAGUCAAAGAAUAGAUGAUCUCGUGACUCAGGGAGCAUGUUGCACAGUAGACACACCAGAUCAGAUUGAAUCCCCCCCCCCCAGGAGAUGAAGUCGUGUUCGUGUCAGGCGCAGUUGAUAGAACCAAUGAGGCUAAGUGAAUGUGGAGAGCUUCCAUUUCGGGUUGGGGAAAUUCUCCAAGAGGAAUGAAUACCUGCGCUUGUCUUGGACCUUGCAGCGGACCAAUGUAGUGACUUGAGAGUGGGAAGGAAGCAGAAAGUCAAAGAAGAAGCAGGUUAAGAUCGCUUCAUUGAAAUUCAGAACCGAGAGCAAAGAGUUAAGGUGAAAGAGGAAGAAGUCUGCCGAGAAGAUUCAAGCGAUAGAUGGUGGAAGAAAAAAUGAGAAUCCCCAUUGCUCAAGGUAUCUAAUUUCGUUCUUUUUCUGUUUUUUUCAAAUCUUUUUUUUUGGGGAGAUUCUAUAUUUACUUGGAUUGAAAAAGGAAGAAGCUUAUGUGUAUAUUCAUAGUGUGGAAACAAUUAGAAACUAGCGUCCCAUCAUUUGAUUGAUCGUUAGAGGUUAUGUUCCAUUUGAAUUUAUACUUAUGAGAUCACUUUGUUAUUUCUAUCAGUUCUUGGCAAUAUUCUACAUUUGCUUAGAUUGAAAAUGGAAGAAGCUUAUGUGUAUCUUCAUAAUGUGGAAACAAUUAUGAGAUCAUUUUGUUAUUUCUAUCAGUUCUUGGCAAAUAUUCUAUAUUUACUUUGAUUGAAAAUGGAAGAAGCUUUAUGUAUUCAUAAUGUGAAAACAAUUAGAAACUAACAUCCUGUCUAUUUGAAUGAUUGUUAGAGAGGUUAGGUUCCAUUUGACUUUUACACUUAUGAGAUCACUUUGUUAUUUCUAUCAGUUCUUGGCAAAUAUUCUAUAUUUACUUUGAUUGAAAAUGGAAGAAGCUUUAUGUAUUCAUAAUGUGAAAACAAUUAGAAACUAACAUCCUGUCUAUUUGAAUGAUUGUUAGAGAGGUUAGGUUCCAUUUGACUUAACACUUAUGAGAUAUUUUGUUAUUCCUAUCAGUUCUUGGCAAUAUUCUAUAUUUUCUUAGAUUGAAAAGGAAGAAGCUUAUGUGUAUAUUCAUAAUGUAGAAACAAUUAGGAACUAGCAUCCUAUCUAUUUGAAUGAUUGUUAGAGAGGUUAGGUUCCAUUUGACUUUUACACUUAUGAGAUCACUUUGUUAUUCCUAUCAAUCCUUGGCAAUAUACAGUUUUCCCCUCUUGUUUUAAACGUUU
Messenger RNA from Brassica oleracea var. oleracea, 3160 nucleotides. Its product is annotated as fumarate hydratase 1, mitochondrial-like. Gene Ontology annotation, biological process: tricarboxylic acid cycle; malate metabolic process; fumarate metabolic process. Gene Ontology annotation, molecular function: fumarate hydratase activity. Gene Ontology annotation, cellular component: mitochondrion; tricarboxylic acid cycle heteromeric enzyme complex. The coding region runs from base 148 to 1548 and encodes 466 amino acids. NCBI's taxonomy places the organism in Eukaryota, Viridiplantae, Streptophyta, Magnoliopsida, Brassicales, Brassicaceae. The record is from RefSeq and is a predicted model, not a curated record. The transcript has 21 exons.